Auanema sp. JU1783 is the source of this 1725-nucleotide messenger RNA. The record is from the annotation of a GenBank genome assembly. Lineage: Eukaryota; Metazoa; Nematoda; Chromadorea; Rhabditida; Rhabditidae.
AUGGAACCACGAUUGCAACGGAGCGACAGUAGAGAGUCUGUUUUCUCAAUAUCAUCAUGCGUUAGCGGGAUUGGGAGUUGGCAAAUCGGAGACAGAGCAAAAGUUAAUAAUCGGGUUGGAACAAUAGCUUUCAUAGGAAACACUAAAUUUGCUCCUGGAGAGUGGAUAGGACUGGUAUUAGAUGAAGCUGCUGGUAAAAACGAUGGCUCGGUUAAUGGCCACCGGUAUUUUUCGUGUGUGCAAGAUCAUGGUUUGUUCUGCAAAUCAAGCAAGUUAGAAAGAGUAUUAAUGUCUCCGGGCCGUUUCAAAUCCCCAACUCCUACAUCUGAACCGAUCAGUAAAUUUGCUGUAGAAUAUGGGUUUGAUGUCGGGGAUAGAGUCAUUGCAGGCGAAAAAACAGGAAUACUCAGAUAUCUUGACACAACUGAUUUUGCUCAAGGCGUAUGGGCGGGGAUAGAAUUAGAUCAAGCCGUUGGAAAAAACGAUGGAAGUGUGCAAGGCAAACGAUACUUUGUAUGUAAGCCCAUGUUUGGUAUAUUCGCCUCCGCUGGUAAGACCCGGAAGUUAGCUACCUCUGCAUCCAAGUUUUCGGUUCAUCAUAAUAAAACAUCAAUACUUCGGAAUCAGAACCGUGUAGGGAGUGCAGGGAGCAGAGAAUCUUUAACAUCUGUUGGAAAAUCUAGUUUAGCUUCAUCCAGAAUGGAGAAUGCUUUGAAAGAAAAAGAUAAACACAUUGACCAAUUGAUGACUGAGAGGGAAAUAGAGCGUGCUGAAAUUAUACAACUCUCCAAACAAAUAAAAGAGCUGCAUGAGCAGACGAAAUCUGACCCAGAAUUGCAAGUUCUGAGAGACAAAUUGAAAUCUUCCGAGGAGUCUAAGAAACUGAUAUACGAAGAAUUACUUCUGAAGAAAAAUGAGAUAGAAGAGCUGACUUUUAGGAUUGAGGAAGAAAAUGCUAUGCGACAAUGUGAAGAGGAAGGGCUUACUAUGCAAGCAGGAGCAACUACUAGUGAAAUAACCGAUGUCUCUUCCUCAGUAUCGAAUCACAUCGAUGUUAUCUCUGACAAUGCGCACUCUGAGCUAGAAUCAUGGAAACAAAAACUUACCAAGUCUCAACAGCAAACAGAUCUAUUGAGAACAGAAAUAAGUUCUAUGGCUUCAACCUUGGCGAAUAAGAGUUCUGAAUUGGCACUGUCACAAUCUGAACUCAUACAAGUUCGUAAGUCUAUUGAGGCGGCCAAAUCGGGAGAAAGCGCGUUGGUGAAUGAAUUGGAAUCUUCUAAUGCUCAAUUGAAAGCUACGAAAAAUGAAAUUAUAGAAGUUUCGAAAGCAUUAGCAGAAGCUCGAGAGCAGGUUUUGGAAAAUGCAAACGAGCUACUGAUAUCGAAGGAAGAGCAGAACCUGAACAUUGCCGAGAUUGACAAGUUGAAAGCGGAAAUUGAUUCUUUGGCUUCAACCUUGGCGAGUAAGAGCUCUGAAUUGGAACUGUCACAAUCUGAACUCAUACAAGUUCGUAAGUCUAUUGAGGCUGCCAAAUCCGGAGAAAUCGCAUUGGUAAAUGAGUUGGAAUCUUCUAAUGCUCAAUUGAAAGCUACGAAAAAUGAAGUUGUCGAAGUUUCAAAGGCUUUAGCAGAAGCUCGAGAGCAGGUUUUGGAAAAUAUAAACGAGUUGCAGGCUUGGAAGGAUAAGCAGAACCUCAAUAGUGCCGAGAUUGACAAGUACUAA